AUGAGUUUGUCUCACAAUAUUGUAUUUGCUGAGCAGACAAUAUAUGGAGAAGAAUAUGAUUGUGUGGACUUCUACAAACAACCAGCAUUCGAUCAUCCUGCAUUAAAGAAUCAUAAUUUUCAUCAUCAGAUGAGACCGACCUCAUAUCCUAAGAACUGGGGAACAUUCAAAAAUUCCUCAACAACUAAUCGAUCAAACAAUAUUUGGAUAAACGGUAAAGGUUGUUCUGCUGGUACUGUUCCUAUAAAGAAAACAACUAAAGAAGAUCUCAUCAACACCAAAUUGGCUUCAAAAAUAUAUAAUAGACAGUAUAGGCCCCUCACACAACAGGAACCUGGUACACAUUAUGCUAUAUUGCACACAAAUUAUGGUACCGGAAAGGUAUUCAUUGGAGGUGGAAUGGAAACAACUAUAUUUAAUCCACAGCCAGUCAUUGACUCUCAAUAUAGUUCUUCCCAAGUAAAGGUCGCAAAUGGUCCGGAUAGUGUUGAAGUUGGAUGGACGGUGAAUCCUACCCUAUACAAAGAUGAUCGAGUUAGACUUUUCAUUUACACAAAUACAGCUGCAGCACGUUGUUUCAACUUACACUGUGCUGGCUUUGUACUCACUCGACCUGAUAUGCCUGUGGAUCAGAUUCUUGACCCAGUGUCUAGGAGUGACAAAGAUAUAUACCUUAAAACACUUCUAAUUUAUCGGGAUUCACCUAGCGGGCAUUGGUGGCUUGUACUUGACCAAGGACGAACCAAAGUUGGAUUUUGGCCAAACCAUAUUUUCACUGGGUUGAAGAAGGUAGCCAACUAUGUAGAAUGGGGUGGAAAAGUGUACAGUCCGCGCGACGUUCCUAGUCCUCCCAUGGGUGCUGGGAGACGGGUGCUUGGACAGACCUUUAGGGACGCAUAUUGUAGCCGGGUUGCUACUGUCAAUGAAAGUUUUGUGAUUGUUAAAGCUACAGAGACAUCUACUUACGCUGACAUCCCAGACUAUUAUAAAGUUUAUGAUGAGGGCUUUUAUGGUCAUUUUUAUGGGCACCUCAUCUUUUAUGGGGGCCAAGGUAUGUACACUGGAAUCUAA
Molecule: messenger RNA, 1071 nt
Organism: Tripterygium wilfordii
Lineage: Eukaryota; Viridiplantae; Streptophyta; Magnoliopsida; Celastrales; Celastraceae
Exons: 7
Coding region: 1-1071 (356 amino acids)
Source: RefSeq, a predicted model, not a curated record